Penicilliopsis zonata CBS 506.65 is the source of this 3185-nucleotide messenger RNA. RefSeq lists its product as hypothetical. Gene Ontology annotation, molecular function: ATP-dependent chromatin remodeler activity; ATP binding; chromatin binding. Lineage: Eukaryota; Fungi; Ascomycota; Eurotiomycetes; Eurotiales; Aspergillaceae. The transcript is spliced from 4 exons. Bases 322 to 2979 code for a protein of 885 amino acids. Gene Ontology annotation, cellular component: nucleus; pericentric heterochromatin. The record is from RefSeq and is a predicted model, not a curated record. Gene Ontology annotation, biological process: pericentric heterochromatin formation; lymphocyte proliferation; negative regulation of gene expression via chromosomal CpG island methylation.
CUGGCCCGUGCUCAGACGCGAAAAUCCGCGUGCUGGAAAUAAUAGAGCGCGUUCUAUAAUCAGUAAGAACAGCACGAUUAUCUACUCUAUACCUAGAGAUUAUGGUCUAUACCAAUUCCCUGACAGGGUGCGGUUAUUUCUGGAUUUCUUUGUGUGGUUAGAAAUAGGGGCGUUUUCUUUCUCUCCCUGAUUCUGGUUCCCAGAUAAAGAUCCGCCCUCGUUUUCUCUCUCCUCACUCUCCCCCCAUUACUCCCUGAAAUCAGACGAGCAUCGCCAGUGGUAUCCUGCUAUUGAUAUUUCGCGCAGAAGGGGGAACGAGAUAUGUCUGUGUUAACAACCCCGUCCACUCCUACGGAUUCGGUAGCGGGGAGUGUCCUACAGCCGACCUCCACGCGCGCGUCAUCACUCAUGGCGGACUCGGUGGACCAGGACACGAAGGUGACCCCAGAGAUGGAAACUGAUGGUACCGGCACGAAUGAAGAUCCAAUGGAUGAUUUGGUUGGUAUGGAUGGCAAGGCUAAGGCCUUGAUGCAUCUGCUGAAGACCAGUUCGGUCUUCGUGGCUAUCAUGGCGGAUAAGAUGAAGAAGCAACAAGAGGAAGCGAGGUUGGAAGCUGCUAAACAACAGUCAUUGCUGCCGCAGUCUCAGCAAACAGUACAGGGAAAGAAGAAGCCCGCGGCCGCAGAACCGAUCGGAAAGCGAACCACGCGUGCAAAUGCGAAUAAGCCAGUGGUGCCGGAAGAAAUACCUGAAGAAAAUAUUCAAACAGGGAAAUCAAGGCGAGGACGACAGAAGAAAGCUGCUGCAGCUGGGAAUAGCAUAUCUAGCUACUUCAAGAAGGCUGAUGUGGACCUGACAACAGACAAACCCACUGUGCAGGAAGCUCUAGAGCAUGCGGCAGAUGAGCUCGAAGCCAAUCCCACGGCUAUUGGCGAGCAGGAACUUGUUGCAACACAGCAGCCCGAGCUGGUAACCGGCGGAAAGAUGAGGAAAUACCAGCUUGAGGGUCUCGAAUGGCUCAAAUCAUUAUACAUGAACGGGCUGUGUGGUAUUCUCGCAGAUGAGAUGGGCCUUGGGAAAACCGUGCAGACUAUCUCCUUGAUUGCUUUCUUCAAACAGAACGGGAUAUCCGGGCCCUUCCUCAUAGCUGCACCUCUUAGUACCGUCAGCAAUUGGGUGGAUGAAUUCGCUAGAUGGACUCCCAGUAUCAAGACUGUUUUGUACCACGGUUCCAAGGAGAACCGUGCGGAGAUCAGGAAAAACCAUAUGAAGCUGAGCCAGCAGGGCGACAAGGAUUUCCCGGUGAUCUGUACCUCCUAUGAGAUUUGUAUGAACGACCGGAAAUUCCUCUCACAGUACCGGUGGUCAUAUAUCGUUGUUGACGAGGGACACCGCUUGAAGAAUAUGAAUUGCCGACUUAUCAAGGAACUCAUGAGUUAUAGUUCUGCAAAUAGACUCCUCAUCACCGGGACUCCUUUGCAGAACAAUAUAACCGAGCUCUGGUCUCUCUUGCAUUUCUUACUACCGCAAAUCUUCAACGACCUCAGAAGCUUUGAGAGCUGGUUCGAUUUCUCUUCGGUGCUUGACAAUAGUGGCGAGGUCGACAUUAUCGAACGUCGGAAGCGCAACCUAGUCACUGCGAUGCAUUCCAUCCUGAAACCAUUCCUUUUGAGACGCUUGAAGACAGAUGUGGAGACCUCUUUACCCAAAAAGCGAGAGUACAUUCUCUACGCACCGCUCACCACCGAGCAGAAGGAUCUCUAUCGGGAGAUUCUCAACGGAACAGGCCGCAAAUAUCUCGAGGAGAAAGCGACGGCAAGACUCAUCGCCAAGAAUGAACGACUCUCCCGUUCAGCCAGUUUGAAACGUGGCGCUGAAGAGAGCGAAGCCCCUACACCUAACAAGAGUCUGAGAUCAAGUCGUACAUCCACGCCUUCCAGCAGUGCUAGCUCUAGAAGGCGUAGAGCCACCCAGAGUUAUAGGGAAAUCAGCGAUCGCGAGUUUAAUGCGAAGCUUCGGAAGCUUGAGGAUGGUAUUGAAGAUGAGGAAUCCGAGAUACUGGAGCCAGGUGAAACAGAACAGGAGGAAAUCGAAAGAGCAAAGACCAUCAAACUUGCCAAGAAAGAGAUUGCGAACAAAAAAAUGCAGAACCCAGUCAUGCAAGCCCGUCUAGCCUGCAAUUCCCCCCACAAUUUCUACUGGCCAUGGGGAGACGAGACUACGACGGUUGACGAGACUCUGGUUACUGCAUCUGGGAAAAUGUUGCUUCUCGAUCGCCUUGUUCCUUGUCUUUUAUCCAAGGGUCACAAGAUCCUGAUAUUCUCACAGUUCAAGACACAACUAGACAUCAUCCAAGACUGGGCAACACACCUACGCUCAUGGUACUGUUGCCGUAUUGACGGUGCAAUCAGUCAGACCGACCGCCACGCUCAGAUCAAAGCCUUCAACACCGACCCGAACCACAAGAUCUUCCUUCUCAGCACCCGUGCAGGAGGCCAAGGCAUCAACCUUGUCGCUGCCGACACGGUCAUUCUCUUCGACUCGGACUGGAAUCCGCAGCAGGAUCUCCAGGCACAGGAUCGUGCUCACCGCAUCGGCCAGACCAAGCCUGUGGUUGUGUACCGGCUCGCGACGAAGGGUACAGUGGAGCAGACGCUCCUGGAGAAAGCCGAUUCGAAACGCCGCCUGGAACGACUGGUCAUCCAGAAGGGCAAAUUCAAGAGCCUUCUCGACUCUGGCCCUCUAAACGAGGUUGAAGAGCUCCGCAAGGCCCUCGGCGAAGAUGAGUUUGAACGCUUCGAGGCCGGCGCCGAUCCCAGUGCUAUCCUCUCCGAUCGUGAUCUGGAGAUCUUGACCGAUCGAAGCGAAGAGGCCUACGUUCGCGCCGAGAAGGGUCUGGACAAGAGCGGGCCCGCGUUCAUGGCGGUGGAGACCAGGCCAGUCCAAGACGGUAUCAUGGAUGGUAUUACUCGGAAAUGAUAACGCAUUAUACGGCUCGAAUCGGGCUAGGUCAAGAGGGAUAUGUGAUUGUGAGCGCUGGCGUUUUGUGUGUGGUGAUUGAUAGAAAAAAAAAUCCCCUACGCGGCUUGGGGUUUGUACGGCGUACUGUUAUGUUGAGCGUGUACUCUUCUUAGCUUAUAUCCUUUGCUUCCUACCAGCGUAACAUCAAUAGAGGCUCUAUUGGG